This is a messenger RNA of Tarenaya hassleriana, 1061 nucleotides long. Its product is annotated as protein MIZU-KUSSEI 1. The coding region runs from base 192 to 908 and encodes 238 amino acids. Lineage: Eukaryota; Viridiplantae; Streptophyta; Magnoliopsida; Brassicales; Cleomaceae. The transcript has a single exon. Gene Ontology annotation, biological process: hydrotropism. The record is from RefSeq and is a predicted model, not a curated record.
GGACAAACUCCAACCCUAAUGCCAAACUAUCUCCCUAACUCCCUUAAUUUGCUAUAUAUCAAACCCCAUAUUCGCUCCCUCACCAAAACUACGCGCAAACACUUAUCCACAAAAAAAAAAAAACAUAUACCAAAAUCAAGCACUAUACGAUCAUCAGAAGAAGAAGAAAGCAAAAGGGCUCAAAAGAAGACAUGCCUUCUUCCAUCCAAUCAAGCCCUUUCUUCCAAAUGGAGAAUUCAGCCGUAAUAUCUCUUCUUCGGCACACGGGCAACAACACGGUGGAGCCGAAACGUCCCAAGAAACCCUCAGGAACAGUAGGCGGUGUCCUCAAAAUGUUCAAACUCUUCCCCAUGCUGUCCUCAGGCUGCAAGAUGGUGAACCUGUUGAGCCGACACCGAAAGCCUUUGCUUAAGGAUCACGCAACCACCGGCACGAUCUUCGGGUACCGCAAAGGACGAGUCUUUCUCGCCAUACAAGAAGACCCCCACUGCCUCCCCAUGUUCAUCAUCGAGCUACCCAUCCUGACGUGGGCUUUGCAGAAGGAAAUGGCCUCGGAGACGGUCAGAAUCGCUCUCGAGAGCGAGACCAAGACCUCGAGGAAGAAGCUCAUGGAGGAAUACGUGUGGGCGGUGUAUUGCAACGGCCGGAAAAUCGGGUAUUCGAUAAGGCGGAAACACAUGUCGGAGGAGGAGAUAUACGUGACUCAAGCCCUGAGAGGGGUCUCGAUGGGCGCCGGAGUUUUGCCGCCGCCUGAGAAAGAGGCGGCCGCGGAUGGAGAGAUGACGUACAUGAGGGCGAGGUUCGAGAGAGUGAUUGGGUCGAAGGAUUCAGAAGCUUUGUAUAUGAUCAACCCUGAAGGCAGUGGCCAGGGAACAGAGCUUAGUAUUUUCUUUGUUAGAACUCGUUAGAUUUCGUGUAUAGAGUUUUUUUUUUUUUUUAAAUCUUGACUACAAACACUUUUUAAAGUCAUGCUUAUGCUUUCUCUGUGUUUUGGAAUUUUGCAUGGUUAUGGAAAUUAUACAGAAAAUAAAGCAAAAAACAAAGUGCUAAUUUUCCCAUUA